UAAUAACAUUACAAUGAACCAACAGGUCUUGUUCCGACACAUUCUCUUAGGAUCAAUGUAAAGUCACCUAAAUGGGGUCAUUUGAGUCAGUGAGGAAAUGUACAUCAAAUUUGAGUUGAUCAGUUGUGUUGUCUUCUUGUUAUCUCAAUAGUAUGAACAGGUGAAGUGAGACAAUAUUAGCGUCAGCCAUGAGUGUGGAGAGGAAUCUUUCAGGCAACAAUGCGGGGGACAUGUGUGAGGGGUUUGAGUUCCAGAAGAAGGUCUCUGACCUCCAGGAACAGAGCCUUGGCCCACUGAAGGAGGACCUGGUGGACUGGCUGGGCAAGACAUUAUCCAUUGACUUGUCUACAGACACCUUUAUGACUGUUCUAGACAAUGGGGUCUAUUUGUGCCAGCUUGCAAAACUCAUCGAAAGCAAAGCACGGGAGUGUUUUGCUGAAGGAAAGGUCACUGAGCCCCUUCCCAAGAUGAAGUUGAAAUGCAACAACCGGGCACAGUCUGGAACCUGGUUUGCCAGGGACAAUACAGCAAACUUUCUUCAGUGGGGCAAGGAGUGGGGUAUGAAAGAUGAAUGUCUCUUUGAUACAGAAACACUUGUAUCACACAAGAAGGAGAAGCCAGUGAUAGUGUGUCUCCUUGAACUGGCUCGUCUGGGCUACAAGUAUGGACUGGAGCCCCCAAACAUCAUCAAGAUGGAGAAUGAGAUCAAACACGAGGAGGAUGAUGAGGAGGAUGAGGUUGAUGCACUGCCACAGAAGACCAUCGAGAUCGUUGAAAAACGUCCAACCAAGGCUGCUGCACCUGCAAAUAAGAAGCCAGUAAAGCUUGAUUUGGAUACAGAGGUUAGACGUAUUGCAACAAAAUGUCGAUGUCAGCAGCAUGUGAAGAGGAUCAGAGAGGGGUUGUAUAGUAUUUUUGGGAAAACCAUUUUCAUCCGACUCCUGAUGGACAAACACCUAAUGGUCAGAGUUGGAGGGGGCUGGGACACUCUAGAACACUAUCUCAUCCACCAUGACCCAUCACAAGUGUACACCUUCCACCGCUCCAACAGCAGGGACAACAUCCUCGACAAUGUAGAUGGGGACCGCUUCCUCUAUGUCAGGGGCAAGUACAAGAAGUGAUAGAAGUGUGGUACAGAACAUGCAGCAAUUACCUCCCCUACCUUGCCCCUCCAAGUUAAGCCUGUUGAAGACAAUCAUUCAGGGCCCCAUUCCACACAUGAUGUUAGCAGUAUGGUUUUCAUAAGUUUAUGUAAAAGUAUGGGAGUUAUGAUCAUCUUAGCACUGUGAUCACUUUGUGGAAAAGAGCUCUCUUGUCAUACACUGUGAUAUCCAUUCUAGCCGAUGUGUAAUGUCACUUACAGAUUUAACAAAGUGGUAAUUCAUAGUGUUAGUUAGCCAAGUUCAAAUCCUGAGGAACUGUAACAUGAAUUAUUGUUCAUAUGAAUGUAUGACAAUUUAUGUUAGAUUGAUAGAACAACUUUUUUUUAGACCCAUUGUUAGAGUUGUCUGCAUGUGACUUGCUCAUUUCAGUAUUAGAAUCCAUGUGUGAAGAAGUUAUGUCCAAGAAGUUUUGAACAGUAUUUUUGUACUCUUCAUAAAAUACUCAAUGUGAUGCCAGGGUAAAGGUGCCCUUGUGUUGGACUCAUGUUGUCAGGUUAUGAUCUGACAAUAGUUGAAGUUGCAAAAGGGCUGGGUAAGAAAACAUGCUUUAGCAUGAGUUGUUGUUUGUCAUAACUGUUGCUAAUGAUAAUGACAUUGUUUA
This is a messenger RNA of Haliotis rufescens (red abalone), 1764 nucleotides long. RefSeq names its product growth arrest-specific protein 2-like. Gene Ontology annotation, cellular component: actin filament. The transcript has 7 exons. Gene Ontology annotation, biological process: actin crosslink formation. NCBI's taxonomy places the organism in Eukaryota, Metazoa, Mollusca, Gastropoda, Lepetellida, Haliotidae. The record is from RefSeq and is a predicted model, not a curated record. Gene Ontology annotation, molecular function: microtubule binding; cytoskeletal adaptor activity; actin filament binding. The coding region runs from base 189 to 1121 and encodes 310 amino acids.